This is a messenger RNA of Pungitius pungitius (ninespine stickleback), 4160 nucleotides long. It is a transcript of the gene c1ql4b, whose product is annotated as complement component 1, q subcomponent-like 4b. Lineage: Eukaryota; Metazoa; Chordata; Actinopteri; Perciformes; Gasterosteidae. The record is from RefSeq and is a predicted model, not a curated record. The coding region runs from base 1013 to 1732 and encodes 239 amino acids. The transcript is spliced from 3 exons. Gene Ontology annotation, molecular function: protein binding.
GAACUGUUGCUCUGCAAAUGAAGUCGCUCUGCAGCAGGAUUACUGAAGGCGGAACUGUGUAAAAGUAACUCUUCAGAACGUCUGCAUUCCUUUUAAAGGGCUCUACGUGGCUUUGCCUGGUAGCUGAUCAUUAAUACGUGUUUGCUUAGAUUGCCCGAGCGCGCUGCUUUGAGUGUUUUGGAACGCGCGCUCCAGGCACCAUGCAGGAGUCCUGCGUGAGAUGAUGCGACUUUAAAUAUUAGUGUGACUUUGAGUUUGCAGCGCAGCGCAACUUCCCCCCGAUAAGACGCCGCAAACGCUCCCUCGCGGAAGGAUUUCCAUCCCCGUGUCCGGGACCAGUUUCCCGGCGGCGUUUCCAUGUGAGCCCGCAGCAUGGUGAAACACUGAGAACCGCGUCGAGAAGACACAAAGAGACAGGUAAAGCACCCUUCCUUGCAUGUGGUGGGUGAGAUGAACUCCAGUGGGAAUACUGUAGACCCCACUUGACAGCUGUGCCUGAUCACCUGAAAGCUUCUCAGCAGAGCCUCCACAAGACCUUGAUAAAAAAAAAAAGCAGUCGCCUAAAAUCCACAUCUCAACGGGGAUGCUGAAUGUUUAAGUAAAUAUUUAUGUUAUUUUUGUAUCAUAAAAUAAUGUAUAACCUUUAGAUAGGUUGACAGCCCACUGACACUGUGAACCAGAAGAAACCGCAAAAUAACAGGAUACAAAACGAAUGUUUGAAUACCAGGAAAUGGAAAGUCCUAUUUGUCAGUCUCUCCCCGACUUCUGAUUUUCUCCCUUCCCUUCUGGACUUGCCUGUCCAGCUCCUAGAAGAGCCCCCUUGUUUCCUUUUUCUACCUCGGACAGUCACAACUGUCCCUCCUCCACCUUUUCAACCCAGUAGUUAGUAUCUCCAGCCUUCAGCCUGGCCGGAACAACCAUUCCAGCGAAGGGGGAGGAGGACUUCCUCACGCUGGCCGCCUCCCGGCUCAGCCGCAAGAAACGUGUCAUCGGGGCUGGAGUUGGGGUGGCCAUGGUCUUGGUCCUGCUAGUGGCCAUUCCCCUAUUGGUUCACAGCACCAAGGGGGGAGGGUCCGGAGGAGGUGGCACACACUUUGAGAUGCUUGGGAGCUGCAAGAUGGUGUGCGACACUUUCACCCCCCCACAGGGAGAGCUGACAGCCGUCUCCCCUCAGCCCCCAGACUUCUCAAACCGCAGGGGCAAACAGGGGUACAGAGGGAGCCCUGGACUUCCCGGCCCUCCAGGGCCUAAAGGGCCCUCCGGAGAGCCCGGCAAGCCCGGUCCGCCCGGUCCACCCGGGCCUGGAUCCGGUGGAUACGGCCAAUCGUCCUACAGUCCCAAAAUCGCCUUCUACGCAGGCCUCCGGAAACAACACGAAGGGAGCGAAAUACUCAAGUUUGAUGACGUGGUGACCAACGUGGGGAACUACUACGAACCGAGCACCGGCAAGUUCACCUGCCCUCUGCCUGGCAUAUACUACUUCACCUACCACGUCCUGAUGAGAGGAGGUGAUGGGACGAGUAUGUGGGCUGACCUGAAGAAGAACGGACAGGUGAGGGCCAGUGCAAUUGCUCAAGAUGCAGAUCAGAACUACGACUAUGCCUCCAACAGUGUCAUCCUCCACCUGGAUGUCGGGGACGAAGUGUGCGUACAGCUGGACGGGGGCAAAGUCCAUGGUGGAAACACCAACAAAUACAGCACCUUCUCCGGCUUCCUCAUAUACCCCGACUGACCGGAUAUUCACAUUUAUAUAUUCUCUAUAAGGCCCAAGGCUCAUUUCUUCAUCUAACACCACCAUGCUCCCUUAAUGUAUUUUGUCAUCUCAAUGCUCUUCAGUAGAUAAACAUGUAAUUACACAAUCACAGUUAAUGAAUAGAGAAAUUGUGUAAAAAUGAAAAAAAUAUUGUAUAUAUUACCAGUUAACAUUUACCUCAAACACUCACACUAGUGUAAUCAUUAUUCCGUGCCACGUACUGUGUGUGUAAACGUGACUGCAACACCCGAUGCACAUUUCACAAGCGUUCAUUGUCGGCUCACAGAGGUGUGCUCACAUGGAUUGAGCUUCUCCUAUCAGUUGUUGCACUGAGACAAGAUGACCAUUUCAGCCACCGGUCCUAAAUCGACUGAACAGAUUUCUGAAUGUAGACUGUGAAUCAAAGUGUUUGCACAGCCUCUCGCCUUCAAUGUGAGAUGGAUUUUCAAAUAAGACAAGUGAUGAAUAUAUUGAUUUUGGCUGAUAAUACAGACAACAUAAUCCAGUGUGUGGUAUUUUUGCGUUGAUGCCCUUCUGCUUGUGGUAAAGCGUGAAAGUGUCACGUUGCCGUUCGUUUGACUUGCACAUUCUCCUGCUCCUGUUAAGGGACGGGGUGUCAAGUUGUUGGUAACAGUCCCUUAACACACACGGCAUAUUGAUACUGAGAUUUAGCUUUGAGAUUUUCCCAGAGCCAGAGCACACGGCAAAGCCUCAUCAUGUCCUGCUAAUGAGCUGAGGCUUCCCCCACAACCUGUUCAGUCACACUUACAUCUGGCAUCCACAGUUCGCUGCAUACACAGAGCUGGAUGAGAAAAUUGAAACUCUCGUAUCCGUUUGUUCACUAUAAAGCUACGGCUAACAGCCGCAUAGCUUACAGCAUCACGGUGGGGUCAUAAUUGAAAAGUAGUGAUACGGUGUGUUUUCCUGAGAAUUGUGGAAAUUGUGUUUUGUAUCAAUAAUUCAUAGCAUUGCAGUCACUUGAAUACAUGUAAAAUUAUUAUUAUUAUUAUACAAUCAGAACCUUCCCAAAAUGACUUGUAAUGACAUGUCUCUUUGAUUCAUACAAAAACCUAACUGUAAAAACAAGAAUUCGUGGUUAUCCUGGUUGUCAUUUAACCUGAAGAGGUCAUGUGUGGGACUAGUAGUAGUCACUGGGUCGGCGUAGGUGUGUGUGACAACACAGAGAGACGACUCGUCGCUCUAAAGAACAAGCUGGUUAGCACAGAUGCUGCAAUAGCAUCACAUUCAUCAAAACUGAAGAGCACUUCUUCAUUAAAAGAAGAGCAAGGAAUAGCAAUGGUGGCCUUUAUGAAUUCUUUUUUUUUGCACUUUAAUAAGUAUUUGAUUGACAGAUGUUUGGUCCGAUCCCCUGUGACAACGCCUCUUUGUGAUAAGCUAAGCCAAUUGGGUGGAGCCUCGUAUUUACUGAAAAGUUCAGUUUCUCUGCGUGAAAUCAAGUAUGCGUAGCUCACAAGAUGUCACACUUUUCUUUUAAUGUUGAGAGUUUUUUCAAACGCAGGCUGCUGUUCCUGCAAUCUGGCAACCACUUUCAGAAAUAAAGAUGCUAACUGGGGGCGUUGAUUGUGAAUCUCUGUAUGUAACGGAAUGUAAGCUGUGAAUAAAAGCCCCCAAAAUUGGGACCACGAUUAAUUUGGUAUGGUGGGAAACAUGAGGGAACAAAAAACAGAAGCAUGUUACUGUGCUGUUCAAACGUUGCAUUCAGAAAAAAUCAUAAAUAUGUUGAUGUAACCAAAUCACUAUAUUUAACAAUUCUAUUUUUUUCAUGAUAUAAUGCUUAGACGGGUCCAGUAGAAAAAACCCUUUGAGCACAUCCGUAGGGGUUUGAACGCCAUGGGAAGUGACACAGAUCCAGCGCUGAAGCCUGAUAGCAUGACUGUACCAUGAUGUGAAGUUUUCUUGUGCUGUGAGUGACAUUCCUCUGUGUCAUGCUCCAUCCUGCUGCGUGAGCUCUCUGGCUCUUUUACCUUUGUUCACGAGCAUCGCGGAUUCAUUGUUGUCACUGUACUUUGUAAACUGUUGUGUAUAUUUGUUAUGUAUCAAAUUGUUUUAUCUUUGCACUUGAAGACCACAAAACACAAUAAAACGAAAAGAGGAUUGAGGAUUAUUCUGCAGUCGCUGAGUAAAACCACAGCUUUCAUUAUUCUUCGUUAUCCUCCAGAACUCAGCAGGUGACACGUUGUGAAAAGUUCUCACUGCUCAGGGUGUUUAUUUUUGAUUGCAAAGAUCUCAAGACUUUAUCAGUAUUUGUGAAGUUUAUCUGAGGUUCAAAUUUAAAAACAGCUGAGAAAUUGACAAACUAACAUAUUCCAGUAUUUCCAACAAAAGCCAAGAAUAAACUUACCUUCAUGUCUGUUCCUCCAUUGAUAAAGAAUAAUGUGCUAAACUA